Molecule: messenger RNA, 1400 nt
Organism: Microtus ochrogaster (prairie vole)
Lineage: Eukaryota; Metazoa; Chordata; Mammalia; Rodentia; Cricetidae
Gene: Rpp30
Product: ribonuclease P/MRP subunit p30
Exons: 11
Coding region: 332-1087 (251 amino acids)
Biological process (GO): tRNA processing
Cellular component (GO): nucleolar ribonuclease P complex
Molecular function (GO): RNA binding
Source: RefSeq, a predicted model, not a curated record
GAGCGGGCUCGGACCUGAAGGCUCUGCGCGGACUGGUGGAGAACGCUGCUCACCGUGAGUCUGUUAUCUUCGCGCCCGAGCCCUGCCCUCGCUAUCCUUCAUACCAUCCAGUUUUCUCGGUAGUUUCUCCAGGCGCCAUUUCUGUCUCUCGUGGGGUCUGCCUGAUUUCCAUAGAAGCAGAAGAUGCCUGCCAUGUCUCCCGGAUCCCCGGCGUGGGAGACUCACAGGCUCCUGAAGAAGCUGCUGUUGCUUGUGCUUGCCCCGACUUUCGCUCAGAGGGAGUGAACAGAGGCCAAAACGGCCGAGGGAUUGGCACGGGGCCUGUGGAGUGAUGGAUGGUAGAAACUGGGACUGGACUCCAGUUGGAUAUUCAGUUGUUGCCAUCAAUCAUAUUGUUGACUUUAAGGACAAGAAACAGGAGAUUGAAAAGCCAGUAGCAGUUUCUGAACUCUUCACAACUUUACCAAUUGUACAGGGAAAAUCAAGACCGAUUAAAAUUUUAACUAGAUUGACAAUUAUAGUUACAGAUCCGUCUCACUGUAAUGUUUUGAGAGCAACUUCUUCAAGGGUCCGGCUGUAUGAUAUUGUUGCAGUGUUUCCAAAGACAGAAAAACUUUUUCAUGUUGCUUGCACACAUUUAGAUGUGGAUUUAGUCUGUAUAACUGUAACCGAGAAAUUACCAUUUUACUUCAAAAGACCCCCUAUUAAUGUGGCAAUUGACCGGGGUCUGGGCUUUGAGCUUGUCUAUGGCCCUGCUAUCAGAGACGCCACGAUGAGAAGGUACACAAUUUCCAACGCCCUCAGUUUGAUGCAGAUCUGCAGAGGAAAGAAUGUAAUUCUGUCCAGUGCUGCAGAGAAGCCUUUGGAAAUAAGAGGACCGUAUGAUGUGGCAAACUUAGGGCUGCUGUUUGGGCUGUCUGAGAGCGAAGCCAAGGCUGCCGUGUCCACAAAUUGUCGAGCUGCGUUUCUCCAUGGAGAAACUAGGAAAACUGCUUUUGGAAUUAUUUCUACAGUGAAGAAACCCCGGCCAUCAGAAGUGGAUGAUGAUUCUCUUCCAGCUAGCAAGAAAGCUAAAUGUGAGGGGUGAUGAGGGCGUGGUCUCCAUCAGCCUCCUCCUCCCGUUACAGCUCUUCGCUCACAGUGGAAGUAAACUUGUGCUGAGUGGAUAUUUUCACUAAACUAGAACUAGCAGUCUAGAACACAGCAGACCAUAACAGUGGCAAAGAAAAUCCAGUGAGGCGUUUUCUAAAGACUGGCAGUUCAGUUCAUUUAGAUAUACUUUAAGAUAAAAAGCUUUUUUAUCCUUUUUGUGAAUAAUAAACCAUAGUAAGUAUACCAAAGUAAGAUGUUUCAGUAUUUUAAGAUAUUGAAGAUAAAUAAACUAAUGUUUUUCUACUUGA